Messenger RNA from Spodoptera frugiperda (fall armyworm), 1973 nucleotides. RefSeq names its product protein-S-isoprenylcysteine O-methyltransferase (gene ste14). Lineage: Eukaryota; Metazoa; Arthropoda; Insecta; Lepidoptera; Noctuidae. Gene Ontology annotation, molecular function: protein C-terminal S-isoprenylcysteine carboxyl O-methyltransferase activity. Gene Ontology annotation, cellular component: endoplasmic reticulum; membrane. Bases 179 to 1090 code for a protein of 303 amino acids. The transcript has 6 exons. The record is from RefSeq and is a predicted model, not a curated record. Gene Ontology annotation, biological process: C-terminal protein methylation.
UGACAUGACAUCACCAGCUAAUUACUGAUAGUGGUACACUGAUUACUCAUGUAAAUUUUUGGAUUAUUUACAAAUCUUCAAUGAUAACUUUUAAGAAAAUCUGGUGUACACAUCGAAUAUAACAAAAGCAAGUCUGCGGCAAGACUUCCACGUGAAUUUUUGGCAUAAACCUUUCAAAAUGGAUGUGUUAUUAAUGAGGAACAUUUGUCCCGCCGGAAAGCAGGCGUUAAUUUGUUUUUUUAUUUCUACUUUAGUAUUUACGACAUCAUUUUUCUCUGGGAGCGUUCUAGGUUUCUCGUCGGAACUCUGGGCUUUGACAUAUUGGGGCCCGGCGCUGUAUUUCUGUCUAUUUAAUUUCAUAUUAAGAUACUGCUAUAAAGGCUUCAUGUAUGAGGUCUCAAUUAGAUCAGCAUUCUUAGGUGCCACAUUUUCCCUGGGCAUCUUCCUGACCAGCUUUGACAAUGGCUGGCGAGUGUUUGGGCUGUAUACCAUAAUCCUGUCAUUCUUCCACUUCUCCGAGUUUGUGUCGGUGGCAUUGACCAACCCGAGGACUUUGUCAGUGAACUCAUUCAUAUUGAACCAUAGUAUACAGUAUGGUGCUGCGGCUGUAGCCAGCUGGAUAGAGUGGGGAGUGGAGUACUACUUCUUUCCUGAUAUGAAGAGCUACUUCUGGCUGUCAGCCGUGGGUGUGGUGAUGUGUAUCACAGGGGAGGCACUCCGGAAGUCAGCCAUGUUCACUGCCAAGACUAACUUUAAUCACACAGUGCAAUUUGUGAAGCGCCCCGACCACGAACUGGUGACCCAUGGAGUGUACUCAAUCUGCAGACACCCAAGUUACGUGGGAUGGUUCUACUGGUCCAUUGGUACUCAGAUAACUCUACUAAACCCAGUCUGCGUAAUAAUCUACACACUAGCAUCGUGGACGUUCUUCCGCGAGCGAGUGUAUGCUGAGGAGCUGACGCUGCUGACAUUCUUCGGGCCGCAGUACGUGGAGUAUCAGAAGAAGGUCGGCACCGGGCUCCCGUACAUCAUGGGAUACAUCCCUGAGAACACUGGCCAGAAUGUCAAGGACGAUCAUUGGAGUUACUAAGGUAAAGAGGAUCUCAUUAAAUUUGCAGAGACUGGUUCAAGUCACAGUGAAUUUUCUAGUCUAAUACAACAUUAAAAGUACCACUUCUAGAAAAAAUCAUAUAAAUCAACAUCUAAAAUCUAUUUCAAAGUAUUUUAGCUAACAUUACUGUACAUAAAUGAAUGAUUCUUAAAAAUAAUAGUUUGAAGUAACAUAUUACUUGUAUAGUACAAUUUUGUAAUAUUAUUGUCGAACUUAAUUCGUAAGUCUGACCAAGUUUUUAAAGUUUUCAUUAUUAAAAUUGCAUGCCAAUCAAUGCAAUAUAUUACUGUCAGUUAAGUAUUUUGUUAAUUAUUAAAAAAGAGCUAAUAGAUAUAAACCGAUGGUGUCGCCAUCUACUCAUGUCAAAAAAUUAACAUUACCUAAUAAAAAGUGCUAGAUGUUCGGAUUUUUUUAAAACUAAUUUGUAAAUCUACUUUGUACUUAAAAGUAAAAUAAUAACUUUAAAAAAUUAGAAGUACCAAAUAAGGAUGAUGGGCAUUUUUGUUAUAGACCGUAGCCUAUGAAGCCGGUAGAGUUCUAAUAUCUGUCGAAUUUUAAUACAUUAGCUUAUAAAUAAUAUUAUGAAUCUUGAACUGUACAUCAAAUGUACAUCAUCCUUUGAUCUACUAAUGUUAUUACUAAAUCUAAUAGAAUUUUCUCUACUAUUUGUAAUAUUAAAAUGUAAAUACUUGAAUGAUCAAAUUUUAUACAUUGCAUUUAAUGAUACUUGUAAAUAAUGACAGAGGCAACAGUUUUGUUCUAUGCAUUUUGUGUUUAUUACGGGACAUGCUAGUUGAAUGGUGCCAAAGACACACUAUAUUUAAUUGGCCUGCAUGCAAUCUGUCACCCCUUAAUAUAAUCA